Malaya genurostris is the source of this 1593-nucleotide messenger RNA. RefSeq names its product probable glucosamine 6-phosphate N-acetyltransferase (gene Gnpnat). NCBI's taxonomy places the organism in Eukaryota, Metazoa, Arthropoda, Insecta, Diptera, Culicidae. Gene Ontology annotation, biological process: UDP-N-acetylglucosamine biosynthetic process. The coding region runs from base 179 to 811 and encodes 210 amino acids. The record is from RefSeq and is a predicted model, not a curated record. The transcript is spliced from 4 exons. Gene Ontology annotation, molecular function: glucosamine 6-phosphate N-acetyltransferase activity; monosaccharide binding. Gene Ontology annotation, cellular component: endoplasmic reticulum-Golgi intermediate compartment; Golgi apparatus; endoplasmic reticulum.
CAGUGUUUUGAAAGUUCUGAAACAGCAAGAUUAGUUAUGUUAAAUGUGACGUUAAAGGAUAUAAAUAAGAACAUGAUGUAAAUAAUAAAUAACGAAAUCAUAUGAUUUAGUGAAAGUUUCAUUAAGUGUUGAGCUGGUUUUAGUUAUUAGUCAGCACUACUCGAAGGUGUUCGCAAUCAUGGGUGCCCAUGAGCCCGAAUUAUCGCUGUACAAUCCAUCAUUGCUUACAAAUUUAGAUACUACUCGAUCAUCAGCAACUUUCCACCCACCAGUAUCUAUCCAGAAUCCAGGUGAACCAUGGUUGAAAAUAAGACCACUGCAGACAGGAGACUAUCAUCGAGGGUUUCUACAAAUUCUUUCACAAUUAACGACGGUGGGUGAGGUGUCGUUGGUACAAUUUUUAAAUCGAUUCGCACAAAUGCGAGCUAGUGGAGAUUAUUUUGUGACUGUUAUCGUUGAUACACGAUUGGACAAAAUAAUCGGAAGUGCAACACUUGUACUUGAACACAAAUUCAUUCAUAGAUGUUCCGUGCGCGGUCGACUUGAGGAUGUAGUUGUUAACGACAAUUAUCGUGGAAAACAGCUUGGAAAACUAAUUGUUGUUACGGUAUCGCUACUUGCUGAACGUCUUGGAUGCUACAAGAUGUCGCUAGAUUGUAAAGAUAAGCUGAUUCCCUUCUACAAAUCUAUUGGCUAUGUUUUAGAGCCUGGCAAUGCAAACACAAUGAACAUUCGUUACGAACAAUCAGCUCCAGUUUCACUUAAUCAAACGUCGUCUAAUGAGUUAUUGGAUCCUUUCAAUCCAUCUUGACAAUUAGCCGCCGGGACUGCUAUUAAAAAAUCUAAACUCUAAUUAAAUUUCUUAGCUAUUAUAUGUUCAUUUCAUUUAGCUAUUCUUCUAGUUAAAGGUUAGUAUAGCUUUCGGUGCGAGAGAAUAAACUCAUCUUUCGAUUCAUCUAAAAGAUGAUGAUUCCAUUUCGAUGAUUCAAAAAGUAUCGAAUAGUGUAUGCUUCUGUUUAACAAAAUUGUAUCGUAAUUCGUCGGAAAUGUCGUUUCAAUGACUCAUCCCUCAAAACGAUUUUUUGUUUGAAUUCAUCACAAAAACCAAUGAAUCGAAUAAUUCCUAAAUGUAAGGUGAGCUAAUUCUUAAUCAGAGGUCAUAAUUUUGUCAUCCCUAACAUAACAAAGCUGCUUUUUAAUUUAUCGAAAUAAAAUUCGGUUUGCAUCUUCUAGAUCGGUGAUUCUCAAACUCACCCUAGCACUGCGGCAGCGAAGCGAAAUGUCUUAAGCGCUACCGUGUGUUGCCACGCACGACCCCUUUGGGAAAGAUCGUUCAAGAUGAAUCGAAAGGCACGGGCUUUUGUACUCGCGCCGAAAUGUAUGUAAUUCCUUAUACCUUGGUGCCAGCGACGUCUGCACUAAAUAGCUAUUUUGACAGUACAUAUAAGAACAUUAAGAAAAAAUAUUAGAUUGGAUUGUUUAUUCUGUAGCAGUCUCUGGCACGUGAUUGGAUAAUUUAAAUGUUUUCUGUUAAAUUACUUCAUUACUUUGUAACUUUACUUUAUGGUGAAUGUAUUAAAUCGGUAAACUGGG